GUGGAAGUGAAGCAGUCAAGUGACAGCUCGAACAGAACGAUGAGCUGAGUGAAGAAAAGCAACAAUAUCCAACGAAAAUGUAAGAUCAAGGACCAAAAGCUCGUGUAGCUCGUGACAAAAUGGACGAGACAAGUCCACUGCUUGGUUACCGGGCUGACGUGGGUCCAGCGAUUCCCUCUCCCAACCUGAGACCCAGACACCAAGAGCUAAUCCCGACACCAUGUGGGCCGAUCAAGUCCUGGUCAGAGCUUUCGUGUCGGCUCAAGUUUUACUUUUGCUUCACCAUUGCAUCUCUGCUGGUGCUGCUGGGUCUCACCAUUGCAAGCAUCAACAUGCAGCAGCUGGAUCCUGGUAUCUCAGAGGAGGACAACCUUGCUGUGUCUCUCAUCCAACUGGUUGGAAUUUUGUUCUGCAUCUAUUACAUCGGCCGAGGCAUCCUGCAGGACAACAGGCAGGAGCUGCUCAAGUUUUUGCUGAGUGUGUUGGUGCUGAUGGUUCGGUCGGUGGUCAACUUCUGCGUGUUAACUCCUCAGGGAAAGAAGGAGCUUCUGGUACGAUUUGUGUGCAUCAUGAGUUUGGGCGUCGCCCACCUGGUCUGCAGCACUCUACUCAUCUGCACGCCAAACAUGAUGGCGUUCCGAGUGGGCGGAGCGCUGGAGAGUCUGCAGGACCAGUACUUCCUGCUCAACCGGUGCUUCUCGCUGGUGACUUUUGACCUGCAGGCUCAGUUGUCCUUGUGCAUUCUGCUGACCACGUCGGACCCCAGCAUUACGACCCAGAACAGCAUCAUCCUGGGAGUGGGAGUGUUCUGGGCCUGUCUGACCGCUGGGGUGGGAGCUGUCGGCGUUCUGAGAGAGUCAAAGCUGCUGGUUGUGGUCUUCAUGGUCCAGAACCUUCCUCAGGCGGCCUUCUUUGCUUACCUCAUGUACACGAUUGUGGUCAAAUGGCACAAGGACACCUCUUUCACUCUGGAAGCAGCAGCGGUCACCGGGGCGACCAUCUCACUGGUCAUCAAACUGGUUUUGAUCUGGAGUCUGGUCAGACUGGUCAAGAGUUUUGGUCAAGGCCUCCGAGAGAGAAUGUCAGCGCCGGGAUGAGCUCCAGCAGACGGAUGAUGUCUAACACUGCGUGUGCCUUUCAAGAGGAACAAGUUUUACAAGUUUCUCCUUGUUCAGAGAAUUUAUUUUUAACUUACCCAGCAUAUUGUCUUCACAGAACCUUCUCACUGCUGAGCAUCUUUUAAGGACUGUUUUUAAAUAAACAAAACACCCUACAUUAGUUUUGGUCACUUUGGUCACACACACACACACACACACACAUAUCCUAAAAUGAUCACUCCCAUCUGGAUCAUUGUUUCCAUCGCUUCUUCCUCAGCUAGUUUGUACUUUGUGAAGCAAAAUAAUAGAGUUAGUGUCAAAGCAGAAGUGUACACUUCACACUUCCUGUUUUGAUUAUGACAUCGGUAAGAAUCACUGCCCUUUUCACAUAUAUUACAGGCAGUGAGGGGAAAAAUGAAGUUGCGGUGACACACUGUAAACAAGCAAAACAAGUUUGUGAAAAAAAAAAGUAGCAAACAGUUUAUUGGUAAACUGGUUC
This is a messenger RNA of Synchiropus splendidus (mandarinfish), 1596 nucleotides long. RefSeq lists its product as uncharacterized. NCBI's taxonomy places the organism in Eukaryota, Metazoa, Chordata, Actinopteri, Syngnathiformes, Callionymidae. The record is from RefSeq and is a predicted model, not a curated record. Bases 120 to 1097 code for a protein of 325 amino acids. The transcript is spliced from 9 exons.